This is a messenger RNA of Parastagonospora nodorum SN15, 261 nucleotides long. RefSeq lists its product as hypothetical. The transcript has 2 exons. Lineage: Eukaryota; Fungi; Ascomycota; Dothideomycetes; Pleosporales; Phaeosphaeriaceae. Bases 1 to 261 code for a protein of 86 amino acids. The record is from RefSeq and is a predicted model, not a curated record.
AUGGCCCGCUCAAUGACUAUCGGCUCGAACUGGCCCGCCAGUUUGAUGAAGCUCAAAUCAACCCAAUCCGAAAAAGGCCGCAGUUGCGCUCCCCACGGUCUCGUAGAUGCGUUCCGCGCGGGGAUAUCCGGGGGCGAACUGUAUUCCGUGAGUGGACUAUCACCAUCUUUGAGUACUCCGGGACACGGUUUCCGCACAUACAAUCAGAAUGUUCCAGCUGACUGCCUUUCGGAGCUCGUCUGUAUAGUCGAUCCAGCAUGA